Messenger RNA from Vairimorpha ceranae, 348 nucleotides. RefSeq lists its product as hypothetical. The coding region runs from base 1 to 348 and encodes 115 amino acids. The transcript has a single exon. The record is from RefSeq and is a predicted model, not a curated record. Lineage: Eukaryota; Fungi; Microsporidia; Nosematidae.
AUGAAAAACUGUAAAUUUAAUGUACUCCAGAAGAAGAAUAUGUUAAUUUUGAUUUUUGUUGGCUACUGUUUUGCAGUUCUUGUAAAAACCGUCAUCUUUUUGGCACCUUUCAAGUGCAGUGAUUUUAUUUUGGCAUCAAGUGUAGAAACAUCGGAGACUUCUUUGUCUUGUAGACAUAAAAAGGAUGAUACUAUUGAUGAUAAUUUGUUGUCUCAAGAUAAAACAGAGAAAAAUAAAAAAGUGCAUACAUUGACAAAGACUUUAUGGAGAAAAUGUUGUAUCGUUAUGGUAUACAUACUUUUAGCACUUUUUUUGACAAGCCUUUUGCUUUUAAUUCCUUUAUAUUAG